Messenger RNA from Daldinia caldariorum, 1962 nucleotides. RefSeq lists its product as uncharacterized. The record is from RefSeq and is a predicted model, not a curated record. NCBI's taxonomy places the organism in Eukaryota, Fungi, Ascomycota, Sordariomycetes, Xylariales, Hypoxylaceae. The transcript has a single exon. Bases 498 to 1685 code for a protein of 395 amino acids.
AUGAGGCCUAUCAAUUGCGUUGAUAACAGAAGUAGGUGUCAUCCGCGAGCGCAUAGGUAGGCACAUCUAUUCUUCUCUCGAUACCAGCCACUAGGCAAGCGUCCAUGUAAAUUAGGUUGUUCCUAACGGACCAAUUUACACUUCCGUCCCUGGCCCUUGACAGAUUCGCGGCAUGUUGGCCUAAUAACGGCUACUGGCCUCAAUAAGUUCCCCGCAUCUACAGCAAUGAUUCAUUGGACAUGAAAGCCUUGGAAGUAAACGGGAGGCAGCUUGUGUAGUACAACUGCUCAGAUUCAUUGGUGCCUGAGAGGCAACCAUUUGAAGCAGGCUGAGUAGGUCGGGCCUCUUUAAUGUCUUUAAGAUAGCGGGGUUUUAUCUCAUCCUUCAUCAGAUCCUCAGACCCUUAGACCCCUCAGACCCUCAGAUCUUCAGACCCCCAGAUCUUCCUCAUUCAGUUCCGCAUCAAAGUCACCUAGCCCCCAAUAUUAUAUUCAACAAUGUCGUCUAAAGUCGUAGCUAAGGUUUCGCUUUCGGAUCUGCAGGGUCCAGAUGUCCCACCCGUUGCUUCAAUAACCGAUGUCAAAUACCUAUCUUCCUACAACUGGAUCGAAUCACCCAAGCCUACUAUCGCCGUCCCCGGCAGUCCACCGCUUUGGGCUGCUCCAAAGCUCCCUCAGAGGGUAAAUAAAGAUUCAGGUCUUAUAUACAUUGCACAGAAUGCGGCUCGCCACCCCGACAGUCCUCUUGAGCCCCUAUUCCGUGCUAUCUACGUAACGGACCCAUCGUUUGACAUUCGACCUAUCGAUAUCGUGACCGACCGAAACAAUAUCCGCAAACUUCUGUCAUUCGUUGACCCUACAGUAGCAAGAAAUGGACUCGAAGAGUUCACUAUCAACAUCGAGGUUACCAAAAAUACUGCAAUAUUCAGCCGCGACGAAACUGAAACUCAGGAUAUUAUCGGCCCCAAUGAGUUCAAGGGCUUCGGUCAUGAAUUCGAAAAGGCCUGUACAAUCAACAAGAUUGUCGGCAGUACUGGCCAUCACAGGAUUAUAUCGUACCGCUUUGGCGGACUAAACGUAAUUGUUCGCCAUGAAACAGACGGAUACGUGGGUGCCACGGCGGGCCCGUCGUCUUCCGCUCGCAAGGCGCAGUCGCCUUCUGACCUGACGAGCGUAUUCGAUUCACUUUCUCUAUCGCCGACCAAUACCAAUCUGGGCACAACCACCAAGGGCUCAAAGCUUAUUGUUCAGCGAGACGGCCAAGCCGUGCCUCUCAGCUCGACCCUUGAAAUCAAGACACGCGUGUCCCACAAGCCCCUCGAAAUCCGUGAAGUUGCCGCACAGAUCUGGGUGUCGCAGACCCCAAAGCUGGUGCGAGCUUACCAUCAGCGCGGGGUGUUUAAAGUCCCGACGGUGGAAGAUAUUACCCCCCAGAUCAAGAAAUGGGAACAGGACAAGCAAGUGCACCUAAGAAAGCUAGCUUUGUUGAUGCGCAGAAUCGUCAACGUGGUGAAGAAUUGUCGCGAGAGCGUGACGUUGAGGUACGACAGGCGGGAGAACAAGUUGAUCCUGACGGAAGUACCGAGGAAGAAGAUGCUCCCACAAGACCUGUAUUUGAAGUGGGAUGAUGCUAGUUAUACCAGAACGGCGGCUGGCGCAGGCGUCAAGCAAGAAGUGAAGGCCUAGGCGGAUGGUAUGUAGAUGGUAGCAAGCUACACUGAUCUGAAAGGAUUUAGUUAGCACUCCCAACUCCGAGAUCAGCAAGAGGUUAGGCGGGUAUUUUUGAGAAUCCUAUCUGGUACCUACCUGCCUGUAAUACCACAUUCUCGCAGCGACAUUGAUGUCUUAGAAUGGCUUCAUGUUAGUAACGCAAGCAUGGGGGCUAUAUAGGAUCGAAAUUGAUGCAUUUAUUAAGCUAUAUGCAAGAACCGUGCUUCUAGACACGGUCCUUAGCCCAAGGAUG